AUGCUUGUAUCAUUGCAUCAAGUCAAGCGAGAACCAGAAGACCCAUCCUUGCUAGCACCAGUGGCCAAAUGCAAUGAAACAUCGUCGACCGUUCCGCUUGAUUUGAGAAGUGGAAAAACUGAGCUGAAGCAACAACAACAACAGCAGCAGCUAUCAAAUGCUCUUGUUCUUGAGCCCACUAGAAAUACAACAGCCGAAACAGGCGUCUCCUCUUCCGGCGCAGCAUUUGUUUUGGAUACACGAUUUUACGCCUGUUGGAGAAAUUUUAGUGCACCGCUAACGAUAUUCGCGCCAGCGACAGGAGUACCAGCCAGUGCAGCAACUGUAUUCACUCCAAUCACCGAGAUGGUUCGGAUACUGCAGCAGGCGCAGAUGUUCAGCUCUCAGCGCCAGAACGGCGUCAGUAGCGCUCAGCAGCGGAAUUUCAACUUGCUACAGCUAAUGCAGCAGGAGCAGUCGGAUGCCGGGAAAUAA
Messenger RNA from Gongylonema pulchrum, 474 nucleotides. NCBI's taxonomy places the organism in Eukaryota, Metazoa, Nematoda, Chromadorea, Rhabditida, Gongylonematidae. The record is from the annotation of a GenBank genome assembly.